GUGCCGGUGACUCAGAGUGUUCGCGGGAGCGCCGCAUCCACACCGGCCAACCCAGAUCCUGAGGUCGACAGCUCCCGGCCCAGAUCCCCACGUCUGCCAAGAGCAAGCUGAGAGCCAGCCGGCCGGCGCGCUCCCACCCCGAGCAGCCUCUGUUCUUCAGCCCCAAACCCGUGCCCUUCUCAGGGCCUCUGCCCGCCGGGCAGCGUUGCCACCCUGCCGGCCAUGGAGACCCCAUCCCAGCGGCGCGCCACCCGCAGCGGGGCGCAGGCCAGCUCCAGCCCCGCAUCGCCCACCCGCAUCACCCGACUGCAGGAGAAGGAGGACCUGCAGGAGCUCAACGACCGCUUAGCGGUCUACAUCGACCGUGUGCGCUCGCUGGAGACGGAGAAUGCAGGUCUGCGCCUUCGCAUCACCGAGUCUGAGGAGGUGGUCAGCCGCGAGGUGUCCGGCAUCAAGGCCGCCUACGAGGCCGAACUCGGGGAUGCCCGCAAGACCCUUGACUCGGUGGCAAAGGAGCGUGCCCGCCUGCAGCUGGAGCUGAGCAAAGUGCGUGAGGAGUUCAAGGAGCUCAAAGCACGCAAUACCAAGAAGGAGGGAGACUUGAUGGCCGCCCAGGCCCGGCUCAAGGACCUGGAGGCUCUGCUCAACUCCAAGGAGGCUGCACUGAGCACUGCUCUCAGCGAGAAGCGUACGCUGGAGGGCGAGCUGCAUGACCUGCGGGGGCAAGUAGCCAAGCUCGAGGCAGCCCUGGGUGAGGCCAAGAAACAACUUCAGGAUGAGAUGCUGCGGCGGGUAGAUGCUGAGAACAGGCUGCAGACCCUGAAGGAGGAACUGGACUUCCAGAAGAACAUCUACAGCGAGGAGCUUCGUGAGACCAAGCGCCGCCAUGAGACUCGGCUGGUGGAGAUUGAUAAUGGGAAGCAGCGGGAGUUUGAGAGCCGCCUGGCCGACGCCCUGCAGGAGCUGCGUGCCCAGCACGAGGACCAGGUGGAGCAGUACAAGAAGGAACUGGAGAAGACCUAUUCUGCCAAGCUGGAUAACGCCAGGCAGUCAGCCGAGAGGAACAGCAACCUGGUGGGGGCCGCCCACGAGGAGCUGCAGCAGUCCCGCAUCCGCAUCGACAGCCUUUCGGCCCAGCUCAGCCAGCUCCAGAAGCAGCUGGCAGCCAAGGAGGCGAAGCUGCGCGACCUGGAGGACUCACUGGCCCGUGAGCGUGACACCAGCCGGCGGCUGCUGGCGGAUAAGGAGCGGGAGAUGGCGGAAAUGCGAGCAAGGAUGCAGCAGCAGCUGGAUGAGUACCAGGAGCUGCUGGAUAUCAAGCUGGCCCUGGACAUGGAGAUCCAUGCCUACCGCAAGCUCCUGGAGGGCGAGGAGGAGAGGCUACGCCUGUCCCCCAGCCCCACCUCGCAGCGCAGCCGUGGCCGUGCAGCCUCUCACUCCUCCCAGACACAGAGUGGGGGCAGCAUCACCAAAAAACGCAAGCUAGAGUCCACCGAGAGCCGUAGCAGCUUCUCCCAGCAUGCUCGCACCAGCGGGCGCGUGGCCGUGGAGGAGGUGGACGAGGAGGGCAAAUUCGUGCGCCUGCGCAACAAGUCCAAUGAGGACCAGUCCAUGGGCAACUGGCAGAUCAAGCGCCAGAAUGGAGAUGACCCCUUGCUGACCUACCGCUUCCCACCAAAGUUCACUCUGAAGGCUGGGCAGGUGGUGACGAUCUGGGCUGCAGGAGCUGGGGCCUCUCAUAGCCCCCCUACCGACUUGGUGUGGAAGGCACAGAACACCUGGGGCUGCGGAAACAGCCUACGCACAGCUCUCAUCAACUCCACUGGGGAAGAGGUGGCCAUGCGCAAGCUGGUGCGCUCAGUGACGGUGGUUGAGGACGACGAGGAUGAGGAUGGAGAUGACCUGCUCCAUCACCACCACGGCUCCCACGGCAGCAGCUCGGGGGACCCCGCCGAGUACAACCUGCGCUCCCGCACCGUGCUGUGCGGGACGUGCGGGCAGCCUGCCGACAAGGCGUCUGCCAGCGGCUCGGGAGCCCAGGUGGGCGGAUCCAUCUCCUCUGGCUCCUCUGCCUCCAGUGUCACAGUCACUCGCAGCUACCGCAGUGUGGGGGGCAGUGGGGGUGGCAGCUUCGGGGACAGCCUGGUCACCCGCUCCUACCUCCUGGGCAACUCCAGCCCCCGAACCCAGAAUCCCCAGAACUGCCGAAUCAUGUAACCUGGGACCUGCCAGGCAGGGGUGGGGGCGGAGGCCUCCUGCUUCCUCCUCCCUUCAUGCCCAUCCCUGCCCUGCACCUCAUGGGAAGGGGCUUGAAGCCAAAGAAAAAUACCCCUUUGGUUUUUUUUUCUUCUAUGUUUUGUUUUUUUUUUCUAAGAGAAGUUAUUUUCUACAGUGGUUUUAUACUGAAGGAAAAACA
Vicugna pacos (alpaca) is the source of this 2416-nucleotide messenger RNA. It is a transcript of the gene LMNA, whose product is annotated as lamin A/C. Gene Ontology annotation, molecular function: structural constituent of cytoskeleton. NCBI's taxonomy places the organism in Eukaryota, Metazoa, Chordata, Mammalia, Artiodactyla, Camelidae. The record is from RefSeq and is a predicted model, not a curated record. Gene Ontology annotation, cellular component: nuclear envelope; nuclear lamina. Gene Ontology annotation, biological process: nuclear migration; nuclear envelope organization; nuclear pore localization.